Molecule: messenger RNA, 1806 nt
Organism: Rhodofomes roseus
Lineage: Eukaryota; Fungi; Basidiomycota; Agaricomycetes; Polyporales; Fomitopsidaceae
Product: caspase domain-containing protein
Exons: 16
Coding region: 212-1486 (424 amino acids)
Biological process (GO): proteolysis
Molecular function (GO): cysteine-type endopeptidase activity
Source: RefSeq, a predicted model, not a curated record
UCCGAGCGUCAUACGUCCUCGAGCUCUGUGUGCCCCUCGAAUCGAGCUGCCAUCUCUGAUCUUGCGUCGUGAACAGCCAUCCUGUCCGUGCGGCAGCCCUGGCACAGCAUACACCACUUCUACAUCGGAAUGCCUGGGGUCCGACCGGUCUGGAUUCGCGCUCUUAUACUGGCCAUGCCGACCAUGUAGCUCGUCCUUCGCAAAGACGUGCAUGAAGAUCAUUGGUAGUAAGCUCCGCCGUCGGCUGUCCUCGAUCCACCCACCGACAGAGCAAAAGAAGAAGGCCCUCCUUAUUGGAAUUAAGUAUGACACCUCUGGCUCGCCGGUGAGCCAGGAGUUCGGGCAGUUGGACGAGCCCCACAAGGACGUUACGUCCGUACGGGACCUGCUUAUAGAUGUGUACGAGUACGCGCCGGAGAACGUUGUGGUGCUGAUCGACGGGGAGGGGCGCGAUCGAAAGGUGCAGCCCACCAAGGUCAAUAUGACCAGAGAGAUUCACCGACUCGUCCAGGACGUGAACCCUGGAGACCACCUGGUGUUCCUCUUCGCCGGGCACUCGACUCAGUUUACCUGCUCGGAUCGCACAGAGGAUGACGACAAGGACGAGGCCAUCGUGCCUAUGGAUCACAGCGGCAACUCGAAAAAGUCUAAGCUUAUCUUAGACAACUGGCUCAGAAAACACCUCAUCGACCCGCUGAAGCCCGGCGUCCAGCUAAUCGCGAUCUUGGAUGCGUGCCAUUCCGGUACGCUACUCGAUCUAGAUCACAAUGAAUGCAACCGGGUGGCUAUCCCGUGGGUCAACCCUGGCCUUCGCUUGAACGACACGAUGCACGAGAGAGUCGUCCGCAGGGAUGACACGAUGAUUCACUCAACUUCCGUCGUCCGCUUCUCCCCCGCUCCCUCGCGAUCGGCCUCCCUCGACGCCAUCCUCGCCCGGAUGGCGCAGCAGCAGCCGAAGCUCUCCCGCUCACCGACCUUCACCUUCUUCCGUUCGCGCACGGCGUCGUCGGCGGAGCUCGGCCGCGGGAGGCUCGCGAGGCCCCUGCGGGUAGUGAAGCUGCCGGUGAACGCCCUGAAGGAGGUGCUUCGGAUCAGCAUCCCGAGGUGCAAGUCGCCGGAGUCGACGAGGAAGUGCGACGGGCUGUGUGAGGUGAAGGAGAAGCCGGGUGUGCCUUACGUCAUCUCGUUUGCGUCGUGCAGUGACGAGCAGGUGACGUGGGAGAACAAGCGGGUCGGGUCGAUGACGCAGUGCAUUGUCCAGGUGCUGCGCAAAGAGCCCCGCCCCAAGCUCCAGAGGCUCAUCGAGUCGGUCUCAUACGCGCGCCACAGUGCCUCGCGCCUGAUGCACGACGCGGAGAGGCGCAGGAGGGUGAUGGCUAAGAAGAACCCGCAGAACGCGGGGGCGCCACUCGAGGCCGUGAACUUCCAGACGGUGCAGAUCGGUAGCCAGCAGAAAUUGAAUUUGGACGCGCCCUUCGAGUUCUGAGCUCGGAGGGAGAUACCCUUGCCUAUGAUGCAUGAACGAUAAGAACGAUGCCCGCAACGACAAUUCACAGAAUCAUGGACUCUGGACUGGUCAUGUAAUGCUUUCUUGCAACUGUUACUCUACCGCCUCGCAUUGCUGUCGCACCAGAUACCUCUGUAUUUCUAGUUUCUUCUCUGCUCUGCUCAAUGCUUUCCGUCACAUACAUAGCUCAAUUUAGGCUUGUUGGUUACCACGCUUUACUAGCCUGCGAACCAUGUGAUUCUACACCUGAGAUAGCACAGCUCGUCCGAGGAGUCAAGGCGAGGCGAUGUUUACACCAA